Molecule: messenger RNA, 1579 nt
Organism: Amborella trichopoda
Lineage: Eukaryota; Viridiplantae; Streptophyta; Magnoliopsida; Amborellales; Amborellaceae
Product: E3 ubiquitin-protein ligase DIS1
Biological process (GO): multicellular organism development; ubiquitin-dependent protein catabolic process
Cellular component (GO): cytoplasm
Molecular function (GO): zinc ion binding; ubiquitin protein ligase activity; protein binding
Source: RefSeq, a predicted model, not a curated record
CUCACGAAAAGACCGGUUUUUCAUUAUAUUCGAAGGCCCUCAUUUCCCUCCCUUUGUGAAAUCUCUCUCUUAUAUAGAUGAGAAAUACUUUUGCUCGAUACUAGAGAGAGAGAGAGAGAGAAGGUUUUCUCCUUACGCUUGUCCUCCUCCUCCUCCUCCUCCUCAUUAUUUACUAGGAAACCUGUGAGUAAUUUCACGGCAUUCUCUAAUUCUCUUUCUUCCAUUCCCAAAUAUCUUUAAUGUGUAGGAAGAUGGCAUCAGGUGAUUCAGACAUAGAAGCAUUGAAGGACUUGCCAGAUGUUAGCAUUCUAGAGAAUCCUUCAUUCAGGGAUUCUCUUGAUUUGGAAGGAUUAGAUGCUAAAGAACCAAGAUCUUGGACCAUAAAAAACUUGUCUUCAACAGCGAAUAGCAUUCAUGAGUUGUUGGAAUGUCCAGUGUGCAUGAGCUUUAUGUUCCCACCUAUACACCAAUGUCCAAAUGGUCACACUCUGUGUUCUGGUUGCAAGGCACGAGUUCAGAAUCGCUGCCCCUCAUGCCGAUAUGACCUUGGGAAUAUCAGAUGCUUGGCUCUAGAGAAGGUGGCAGCUUCCCUGGAAUUGCCGUGCAAGAACCGCAAUCUUGGUUGCCCUGAGGUCCUUCCCUAUCAUAGCAAGCUCAAGCAUGAAUCUCAAUGCACUUAUAGACUCCUCUCAUGCCCUUAUGCUGGUUCUGAGUGUACUGUGGUAGGUGAUGUUCCAUUCUUGGUGGCCCAUUUGAGGGAUGAUCACAAAGUAGAUAUGCAUAACGGCUCCACCUUCAACCAUCGGUAUGUUAAGUCAAACCCCCAUGAGGUGGAGAAUGCUAUCUGGAUGUUGACCGUAUUUAAUUGUUUUGGGCACUACUUCUGCCUGCAUUUUGAAGCUUUUAUGUUGGGAACGUUCCCUGUCUACAUUGCUUUCCUUCGAUUCAUGGGAGAAGAUGAUGAGGCCAAGGACUUCAGGUACGUUUUAGAGGUCGGUCACAAUGGGAGGAAGCUAAUAUGGCAAGGAGUCCCUAGAAGCAUCAGAGACAGUCACAGGAAGGUUAGAGAUAGCCAUGAUGGGUUAAUUAUUCAAAGGAACAUGGCUCUGCUUUUUUCAGGAGAUAGAAAAGAAUUGAAGCUGAGGCUCACAGGGAAGAUAUGGAAAGAGCAGGCUAAUGUUCAACCACAAGAUUAAUUCCAAAGAAGAGAGCAACAAUAUAUAUAACCCAUCACUCCUAUUAAAUGGGAAGCAAAAGAAAAACUAUAAAACCCAUCCUCCGAAUGUUGUAUGGAAGAAGAGAAACAGAAAGCCCAAAGAUCAUUAUGGUAGGCUCUUUGUUUUUAAUCAUAAAAGCUGCUGGACAAUUUAUUCUCCUGUGCAGAACAUUUAUGAAAUUUCCUCUCAGAAGCUGUGGUUAUUCCUGAGCUCGAGGUGUGAUUUGAAAGCCUGGAAUUUUGUAUUUACUUCACUUCUUUGUGUCUGUGUGCCUUGUGAACCAAUUCUCUGUGAACAAGUUUUGAAGCAUUCUGGAUGUUGCUUGGAAUUUGUUUAUAAUACCUGUCAUUUUUUCGUGGCUA